Messenger RNA from Cadophora gregata, 6890 nucleotides. RefSeq names its product Vacuolar protein sorting-associated protein 8, variant 2 (gene VPS8). The record is from RefSeq and is a predicted model, not a curated record. Gene Ontology annotation, molecular function: protein binding. Bases 2654 to 6664 code for a protein of 1336 amino acids. The transcript has 2 exons. Gene Ontology annotation, biological process: endosomal vesicle fusion; protein targeting to vacuole. Gene Ontology annotation, cellular component: late endosome; HOPS complex. NCBI's taxonomy places the organism in Eukaryota, Fungi, Ascomycota, Leotiomycetes, Helotiales, Ploettnerulaceae.
UGAACUUCUCAGGACUUUAAGGACAUUCAUACACUGGUUCUAAUGUUAAGAUCUGAGCCCAGCUUAAUGACUUGCAUACUUGCUGGGUGGCGAGCAAAUGCAGCGACUGGCGAUAUAGAACGAUUGGCAUCAUGCUACUUCAAUCAAAAGAAGGCGCACCAUCUGGAGAGUUAAAUCUCCCAAUGUAUCGCAUCAGCGUCAAAGACUGUAUAUUUACAGUAACCGCCAACAUAUAUCAAAGAUCAAAGAUAUCUCCCCUUCUGGAAUCUAGAGCCAAAAUCCGCCGCCUUAGCCAACAUCUCUUUCUUCUGACCAUUGCCCAAUCGCCCACCGAGCGCCAUAUCCUUCUCCCUAUCAAAACCCCUCUUGCUCGGAUCAUCCUCCUCAACUUUCUCCCCCCUCUUCUCCUGCAUAGCCUCCCUCUCUUCAUACAAACUCCUACCACGGUUCUUCUCAUUGUAUUCCUGUAUUCUCCUUGCCGUAGCCCUCUCCUCCAUCUCCAACUCCUUACUCAAUCCCUUCUUCUCUCCUCCUCCUCUUCCACUCGUAGCCGCUUCCUUACGUCCCAACACUUCGUCUUCCAACCGCUGUCUCUUUUCCUCGGGCGUUUCAGUCCAGAUAGCACUGAUACCGCUCUUCUCAGCUGGUGCUUUUGCGCCUUUGCCAGAUGCGAAUUUUCUGUUCUUGAGCUUCGUUGGGUCAACUCGCCCGGUCCAGUCACUGUCUGUAGGAGGCGCUAGCAUCCACUCCGCACGCUGUGGUUUGCUGCUCUUAGUUUCUGCUUCCGAGCGUUCUCGUUCAGAGGCUUGAGAGGCCAGAAGUUCCCUUUCUGCGGCGGAGCCAGGGGCUGGUGGGAGGGAGGGCCCGUAGUCAUCUUCAGAGUCUGAUGAGGAGUCGUUCGCGGGGUAAGGGGGGCGCUCGGAGAGCGAGGCUGGAGGGGGUGCUGGACCUAAGACUCGUUUUCGAGGUGGUGAGGAGGCUUUUGUACUCGCUGUUGGUGCUUUUGGGGCGGAGGGUCCGUAUUCGUCUUCAGAGCUAUCUUCAAGGGUGACUUCGUCGGGGUUCUGGGUUGGUGGUAGAGAAGGUCCUAGGACGCGCUUUGGUGGUGGGCUGGGAGCUUUGGCGGGUUGAAGCGACGGUCCAUAGUCAUCUUCUGAGCUGUCGUCAAUGUUGACUUCAUCUGGAUUGGCACUUGGUGGGAGGGUUGGACCGAGGGUUCGUGGAGGGGGAGCUGUUGCUGCUUGGAGCUUUCGAGGGGGAGAGUGAGGUCCUUCAUCUUCAUCGGAGGACCGCUUCCUUUUGGUUAGGUGAGGUGGUAGUUGAGGGCCAACGGAAGACAUCGUUACUACCGGGGAGUUCCAAAAUGUGCUGUGAAGCUUUGUGUUUGUUUAGCGAUUCGCAGAUGAUCGAAAUAUAUUUGAGUUAUCGGCAAGUUCCGGUAGCCUUGGUUGCUUGCUGCGCCUUAUUCGUCGUUGUUGGACGUAACACCAACACUGUGAUCAAUAUCUUGAACAGACUGCUUGUUUUCCAUUGAUCAUAUGUUCGGUCGGUCAAGACCACUUACAAUUCGAUUGUCACGAACUACUGCAUUCACAUGCCCUGUCCCUGAACCGCCUGGAUCCACCAGUUGUAAGCGAAGCCUCGUGUCAAGCAAGACCCCAGUCUGGGUAGCUGUAGCUAUCACCAACUUCGACAUUGAAGUUCCAGAGCUUCCACAACUUCUCGGAUAACGGCUAUCUGUACUGACGGCCUUCCUGAUACGCACCGUCUAAUGAGCUUCUGAGGGUUCGAGCUUUCAUGAUUCCACGGCCUGCGGCGCAACGACGAGAGUGAGUGAGGGCUGGUGGAACCAUGAACCCAUGAGCUCCUCCUCUGUGGAAAACGAUAGUGGCGCGGAGGAGGCUACGAUAAACGGAGAUUUUCAGCAUGGAGGAGAAUAUACGCCGACCAGAAACGCGGAUGAUAAUGGCAGACCUGCUGUAGGACGAAUCGUUGAGCUGUUGGAGGAGGCAAGAGAUGACGCUCCAACACCAAACCAGCUGGGCAACGGGGCCAAUCGGUAUAAGACUGUGCGGCAGCUAGACAGUCCUUCUGAAGAUGAAUCUCUGGAUGCUCUGCCUCAGAGAGCUGGAAGCCCCAUUGACUCGCUGCUAUCUGUUCCGGACGAUUCUCCUUCAGUACAGGGCUCCGUCUUAUCAUCACCUGGUGGAAGCAGCAUACUUCCCUCCGUGGCCUCCAGACCCGGCCUCGAGAGUCCGACUCCAUCAUUCCGGCCCUUCGACAGACGCUUCCAAUCCCGUCUCUCUACCUCAAGUCUCUCCAUACCCCGCGCCUCUUCCCCAUUUCUCAAAAGCCACUCGCGCACUGCUUCCCUCAGCAGCCAGCUCCUACCAGACUCUGGAGACACCGACACGCCAUCCCCGCCAUGGGAAGUUGUACGAUGGACAAAGCUCAAGAAGAUGAAUGGGCAGGCGUUUUCCGAGGUUGGCAAACGAAAUUUUGGCGUGCCGACGUGUAUAUCAGUCUCUGCAUCUAUAGUGUUGGGGACCUCCAAAGGAAUAAUUUUAAUUUUCGAUUACCAUCAGAAUCUCAAGUCAAUAAUUGGUCCAGGAACCAAAGGUGAGUGCUUGAUCUGUUGACUUUUUCUCAACAGAUGCUGAUGACUAUAGCUGUGGAAUCCGGCGCAAUCACUUCAGUGGCCAUCUCGGCCGACCACUUGAUUGUUGCUGGUGGACAUGCUAAUGGGAGCAUCUUUACAUGGGAAACUGCUCGGGCGGCUCGUCCCUUUCUCCACAUUCCUAGUCUGGAAGCUGGGCAGAUGGUAAACAGAACAAUGGACGGGCAUGUGCCGAAUGUUGCCAUUCGGCAUUUGGGAUUUCUGGGCACGAGACAUACGGCCCUUGUUUCGGCUGAUGAUAGGGGUAUGGCUUUUUCUCAUCUCGCUACGAGAGGUUUAGGUGCUGUUGGACGUACGGUCAAAACCACCCGAAUACUAGGACGAUACCCUAACGAUCUGCCGACUGGGGGAAAGUCAAGGAAGCCGAGCACUGUUCUGGCAUUUGCACCUCUCCCCUUGGGCAAUGUUGAGCGUGGGACUGAUACCUUGGGGUUGACUGCUAUGCUCACUCCAUAUCUUCUGGUCAUUGUGUCCACAACUCCGAUCGCCCAGACACAGCACAAGGCAGCACGGCCAAAAGAAGUUGCUGCUCAUAGUGCUUUGAGUGGCUGCCUCGCAUGGUUCCCAGCUGUGAAGCUGAAAGUGAGAGAUCCGAAGACUGGCAGUGACGUGUCAAAAGUUAAGCUGGUUUAUUGCUGGUCAAAUGUCUUGACUGUCCUGGAUGUUGAUGAGGUUGAAUCACUAGACAAAGACAAACCUGCGAGUCUUUCUUUUAAGCCUCGCAGCAGGUGGAAAGCGGAAGAAGCUAUCGUUGCAGUGCAAUGGCUUAGUCGGUCUGUACUGACUGUGCUGACCAUCACUCAACGUCUGAUCAUUCUGGAAGAUGGGAGCAUGAGAAUGACAGAGGCUUUUGACCUUGUGCACAAGCACAUCUACCACCAAGACCUCUUCUCGAAACAGCUGCAUACGCUUGUAGAGCAGCUAGACGAAGAAGAUGAAUCGAUGCAUGGCGUUGUGGCUGAUGCUUUCUACAUGAGCUUUAAGGCGUACAAGAGUCGAAUGUUCUUGCUUGGCUUCAACGAUGUUUCUAUUGGUACAUUGUCCAAUUGGGCCGACCGUCUCAUCGCAUUGAUGGAAGAUGGUGACUACAUUGGAGCAAUCCAACUUGCUACAUCAUACUACACGGGUGCCGCAGACAAGCUCACCAUCGGAUUGCCUGAGGACACAGCGCUGCGGCAUUCAAUGGUCCAGGACAAGCUCGUUGAAAUUAUGACGGCUUCGUUGAAAUUUGCCUUCGGUCAGAAACAGAAACAGGCAGUUUCCCCGGAUGAUAUUCCCUUGAAGGACCUAGCCGAAGCGUGCUUUGAAGCAUGCCUCAGUAUCAGCGAUGUUGAUUUCCUCUUCGAAGAAGCAUAUGAGUGGUAUGAGGAUGGGGACUCCGAGGGCAUUUUCCUUGAGACUUUAGAACCGCACAUCCUGGAGAAGCAGAUCACUGUCAUACCACCAACCGUCGUGAAAGCUAUGGUAACGCACUACGUCACCAAAGGACUGGAAAGUCGACUCGAAGAGAUGAUCUGCAACAUGGAAACAACAACUCUCGAUAUCGACCAAGUUACGACACUGUGCAAACAGCACAAUCUUUACGACGCCCUUAUCUAUGUUUGGAACCAAGCACUUCACGAUUACAUAACGCCACUGAUAGAUCUUUUGACGCUUUUGAUACCCCUAGUGCAGGAAGGAGAUUAUUUUACAAACGGAAAUGUCAUGGAAGACCCCAUAUUUGGUGUCAACGCGUUGAAAAUGUUUCCAUACAUGUCAUACACUUUCACGGGACGUGUAUAUCCAACGGGAGAGAUCCUUGGAGAGCAAGAAGCGAUGGACGCGAAAGCAGAACUGUACUGGUUCAUAUUCUCAGGGAGGACAAUUACAUGGCCCAGGGCUACCGGGAAGCCAUUCAUUACUCAGCCCACUCAACAGGACGAGCCAUCAUUUCCUUACCUCCGAAUGAUCCUGAAGUUUGAUGCCCCGAGCUUUCUGAGUGCUUUGAAUGAGGCUUUCGAGGAUUCUUUUCUGAACGAUACUCCAGAGCGAGCCGUCAACGGAGGCUCGAGUCGGGAUCUGUCAGAGGAGCACGUCUUUGGCCUCUCCGUGAACCGUCAGUACGUGAUCACAAUCUUACUUGAAGUCAUGAACCACAACGACUUUGCUACUGAAGACAUAAUCUAUCUGGACAUGUUCAUCGCUCGAAAUCUACCGAAAUUCCCUCAAUAUCUACUUCUUUCAGGAACAGCUUUGCAUAAAGUUCUUGCGGGUUUGUGCGAGUACCCAGGCGAAGACUUGGCGGAUGAUGCUCAAUUGAGUGCCGAGUAUCUACUUUCUGUUUACCAUCCUCCGGACUUGGAAGCCCUGAUUCCUUUAUUCGAAAAGGCUGGAUUCUAUAGGGUGCUCAAGAGCAUCUACAGAUCAGACAAACAGUAUAGCAAACUCGUCCAGACAUACUUCGAUGAUCCGGAAGACCGGCAAGCUGUGUUUGACUGCAUUGCGGACUGCUUAAGGCCCCGUUCUGGGUUGACUAAACGACAGGUUCGAGACGUGCAUGAGGUUAUCGAACUCCAUGCGAACGACAUGGUACAUCUAGACGCAGUGAAAGCUGCACAGGCUGUUGAGUCAUAUGCACCAACACUUCAUCAGAAGUUCUUGGACUCCCUCCCAGAUGACUCCGAGUUGCAAUACAACUACUUGCACACUCUGUUCGAGCCAAGCGAUGAUGACAUGGCGGAUACCAAAGUGCAGCCACUCUCGGAGUUCACUGAGCGUUAUGUACAGCUCAUGUGCAAAUUUGACUCAAAACAUGUAGCGGCAUACGUGGAGCUGGUACAGGCAAGCGAUCUCAAUCUCGACAAAGUUCUUCCAUAUAUGGAAGAGAGCGGAGUAAUCGAUGCUGCUGUGGUUUUGAUGGCCCGAGAAGGCCAGCUACGAGAAGCCAUGGAUCGACUUAUCAGGCAUCUCAGAAAACUAGAGAGUACUUUGCUUGGCCUCAUGAAUAGCUCAGCUGAAGACAUGCAGUCAAUGCAUGUAGGUGAAGCGAUCGAAGAUCUAUUGGAGGCUUUACAGAAAUACACGAACGUCGGCAUCUGGUUGUGUCAAGAUCAUACCAAAACUCUGCAGCCGCGAGCGAUCAGCUCUCCUAUUCGGAGGAAAUCAUCGUCAAAGAAUGAUCUUCUCCCUGAUGAGGCACUUUGGCUUGACCUCAUUGAUGUCACUGUGCACAUCACCAGGAAAUUGUCGGCUAGUUUGGCUGAUCUGGAGGCCGAAGGUAUCAACCAUGACAAACUCCUCGCACAACUACGAACUCUUGUGCAGCGAACAUUUACUGCCUUGUUAACUGCGACCUCCAGCCCAUCCCCAUCUGGAGCAAGUCUGUCGUUUUUGAGAAUCCUCAGAGCGUUCUUGACUAGAGCCUCCAUCUCGUCACCAAAUCUCAGUGACCUUCGAGCCGUACUCGCUUCAGUUUUCUCUGCUUACGCAUAUGAGGAAAGCAUCCUCAGUUUGGCGAACCGCUUGCUGGACAAAGAUCUUUUCGUCAACGUGCAGUCAGCAACCGCUCUUCGACAACGAGGCUGGAGGCCCCGCGGCUCCACUUGUGAGGGUUGUGGUCGACGAGUUUGGGGUCCUGGCGUGUCAGGCGACGUCUUCUCCAAAUGGGAAGAACGAGAGAAGAUCGAUACGAAGAGGCGCAAAGAGCGCAGAUCUGAGCUAGCAGGUGCAGAGGUCGAGCGAGGAAAAGGACGGGCACAUUCUCGCAAUACUAGUAAAGCCAGCGUUGCUGAUAUGGUCAAGAGCAAAGACAAAUGUGCCGGGAACGGGGAGGAAGAGGAGGGUCAGCAGAUGGUCAGUGAUGCUGUGGCGAAGGUGCAGCCGGAUCUGGGACCGCUGGUGGUCCUGGCCUGUAGACAUAUCUAUCACCAGAGCUGCCUGGAGAAUAUGCAGGCUGACGAUGUGGUGAGGACUGACGGGAGGGACUUCCGAUGUCCAAUAGAUGGAUAGCACAUACUACUACUAAUUUACUUGUUCAAAACAUGCCGUCUAUACAGAUCAUUUGUUGCUUCGUGGUCUUCAGGAUAUGUGAUGGGGUGAUUGAAAAAUACGAGCUUUCAUGUGCUGUCAUAGGAGUCAACUCUUCUUGAUCAGCAUUGGAGACGUGCAGUCACGACCAAAAGAAACAAUAGAAGCGAGCACAAGGCACCAAUGCCUUCAGUAUUUUGAUGUGAUU